Molecule: messenger RNA, 1413 nt
Organism: Diatraea saccharalis (sugarcane borer)
Lineage: Eukaryota; Metazoa; Arthropoda; Insecta; Lepidoptera; Crambidae
Source: the annotation of a GenBank genome assembly
AUGCUGGUGGUGGGCGGUAUCCCGCUGUUCUACAUGGAGCUGGCGCUGGGUCAGUACCACCGGAAAGGCGCCAUCACCUGCUGGGGCCGACUUGUGCCUCUUUUUAAAGGUAUCGGUUACGCCGUAGUACUGAUAGCAUUCUACGUGGACUUCUAUUACAACGUGAUCAUUGCGUGGGCGCUUCGAUUCUUCUUCGCCUCAUUCACCACCCUGCUCCCGUGGACUAACUGCGACAACGACCGCGCUAUACUCGAACUGCACGGCAGCGAAGGUCUCCACGACUUGGGCUCCAUCAAGUGGGAUAUGGCUUUAUGCCUGCUGGCCGUGUACUUCAUCUGCUAUUUUUCCCUGUGGAAGGGUAUCAGCACUUCGGGGAAGGUGGUUUGGUUCACAGCUUUAUUCCCAUACGCGGUACUUUUGAUUCUUUUGGUUCGUGGCAUCACACUUCCUGGCUCUGCAAUGGGCAUCCAAUAUUACUUGAGUCCGAAUUUUGAAGCCAUCACGCAACCUCAGGUGUGGGUGGAUGCGGCCACUCAGGUCUUCUUUUCUUUGGGACCUGGCUUCGGUGUACUUUUGGCUUAUGCGUCGUACAACAAGUAUCAUAACAACGUUUACAAUGUGUUAGGUUAUAUGGCGCUUGCAUCGGGCAGGGACGUGCAGGAUGUGGCAACUGAAGGACCAGGAUUGGUGUUUGUGGUAUAUCCCGCGGCAAUAGCUACCAUGCCAGGCUCUACCUUCUGGGCUCUCAUAUUUUUCAUGAUGCUGCUGACGCUUGGACUGGAUAGCUCUUUUGGCGGAUCUGAAGCUAUUAUAACGGCAUUGAGCGAUGAAUUCCCACCAAUUGGACGUCACCGAGAGAUUUUUGUGGCUUGUCUAUUCACACUUUACUUCUUCGUCGGCCUAGCAUCAUGCACUAAAGGCGGGUUUUAUUUCUUCCAACUGCUCGACCGUUACGCCGCUGGAUAUUCCAUACUGGUUGCCGUUUUCUUUGAAGCAAUCGCUGUUUCUUGGAUUUAUGGUAAGAUAACUUUAAAAGAAACAGGUACAGGUACCGAGAGAUUUUGCGAAGAUAUCCGAGACAUGAUCGGGUUUAGGCCCGGUGUGUACUGGCGAUUCUGUUGGCGUUUUGCGGCGCCUGCGUUUCUUCUGUUUAUAACAGCGUACGGACUGUUGGACUAUGAGCCGCUGCAGUAUGAGGGUUACGUGUACCCCGCGUGGGCUAACGCUCUCGGUUGGGCUAUAGCAGGCAGCAGUCGACUUCGUAUUUUGACGACACCGUACGCGGACACCGAGGCUGCCGGCGCAGCUAACGGCAUGGUUGUAUCUGAGAGUGGCGCUGUACGGUUGGCAGGGGGACAUGCACCGCCCUCCCCACCCCCCGCACCACCCCCCUCCGCGCCGCAGCUCGUCUGA